AUGACCAAACCUUAUGCCAAGGCCAAAGAGAUGGCAGAGCUCGUGAGCACCCAACCCUGGGUGAGUGAAGCUUUGGGCCCCAAGGACGAGCUGAAGGCAGAGGACAACAGGCAAGGUCCUUUUGCAUUGAUGUCCACCGUGAACGAAGAGCACAACAGCAUCGAGGAGGAAGAGGAGGAAGAGGAUGAUGGGGAAAAGCCCAAGAGGAGAGGACCAAAGAAGAAGAAGAUGACCAAGGCGAGGCUGGAGCGGUUCAGGGCCCGGAGAGUGAAGGCCAAUGCCCGGGAGCGCACACGGAUGCACGGCCUCAAUGAUGCUCUGGACAACCUGAGGAGGGUGAUGCCCUGUUAUUCCAAGACCCAAAAGCUGUCCAAGAUCGAGACCCUGAGGCUGGCCAGGAAUUACAUCUGGGCUCUGUCCGAGGUGCUGGAGACAGGGCAGACUCCCGAAGGGAAGAGCUUUGUGGAGAUGCUCUGCAAGGGCUUGUCCCAGCCCACCAGUAACCUGGUGGCCGGAUGCCUGCAGCUGGGACCACAGAGCCUGUUCCUGGAGAAGCAUGAGGAGAAGGUCCCUCUGUGUGAAUCGGCCGUCUCCAGCCAUCCCUUCAGCUACCAGACCCCGGGGCUCCCAAGCCCACCCUAUGGGACCAUGGAAAGCCAUGUGCUGCAUUUAAAGCCCCCCACCUUCAAGAGCUUGGUGGAUGCUUCCUUUGGGAACCAUCCCUCUGAGUGCACCACUCCUCCCUAUGAGGGUCCUCUGACGCCACCCCUGAGCAUCAGUGGGAACUUCUCCUUGAAGCAAGAUGGGUCUCCAGACCUGGAUAAAUCCUACCCCUUCAUGGCCCACUACCCCUCGGUCAGCCUGGCCGGAGCCCAUGGACAUGCAUCCCACUUCCAAAGCACCAUGCCCCGCUACGAGAUCCCCAUAGACAUGGCUUACGAGUCCUACCCACACCACGUAGCUGCUCCCCAGCUCAAUGCCAUCUUCAAUGAGUAG
This is a messenger RNA of Melopsittacus undulatus (budgerigar), 996 nucleotides long. It is a transcript of the gene NEUROD4, whose product is annotated as neuronal differentiation 4. Gene Ontology annotation, cellular component: nucleus. NCBI's taxonomy places the organism in Eukaryota, Metazoa, Chordata, Aves, Psittaciformes, Psittaculidae. The record is from RefSeq and is a predicted model, not a curated record. Gene Ontology annotation, biological process: positive regulation of transcription by RNA polymerase II; camera-type eye development; nervous system development. Gene Ontology annotation, molecular function: DNA-binding transcription factor activity, RNA polymerase II-specific; protein dimerization activity; E-box binding. The transcript has a single exon. The coding region runs from base 1 to 996 and encodes 331 amino acids.